Molecule: messenger RNA, 2942 nt
Organism: Cryphonectria parasitica EP155
Lineage: Eukaryota; Fungi; Ascomycota; Sordariomycetes; Diaporthales; Cryphonectriaceae
Exons: 2
Coding region: 132-2813 (893 amino acids)
Biological process (GO): protein secretion
Source: RefSeq, a predicted model, not a curated record
UUGCGCUAGACUUUCUCCUAGGGCAACCCCAUUUUCUUUCAUGUUUGAGAAUGCUACCACUUCUUCAACUUCCAAAGAUUGUGUCGCACUAUAGUUUUUAAAAUGCUUAUGGAUUGCUCUCUCUUGCAAUCAUGGAAGGUAACAAGGCACGACGGGUUUUGGUGGACAAGCUCAUCGAACUCGGCACGAAGGCAACGAGGCCGGGUGUUUGCGACGACGCACGGAAAGCAAGCCAGCACGAUUUUGACGAGCUUGUCAAGCAAACAGGAACCUCUACUCUGAUUCAGACUCUUACCUUUCUCAUACAGCCUGGACGAGUGCCGCCCGAGUUGAGAACGACGCUGCUGGACGUCUUGACCCGGGCGCCCCUGAGAACCGACGGCGUGCGAGCUACUGUGGAGUUUGUCUUCUCCGUGCAUCCUUCAAGUACCGUCAGCUCGGCAGAGGAAGCCGCUCCCCAAAAGAAUGGGGCCAAUAUCACACAGGAGGCUCUCAACCUGGCCGCCAAGAUGAUUGCGUAUCCCCCGGCGAGCGUCUCCCACGACACCUGGUACCAAGCUGUAGCGCCCCAGCUAUUCGUCCUCUUGGAUGGCGAGGAUGGUAUGGAACUCAUGAAGGUAGCAGCAUAUGUGAUCGGUUUUGGCAUUCUCGGCCGCAAACAAUCUGGUGCCAUCGGCACGGCCGGGUGGGAGGCUAUUGCAGAGCCAAUAUUGAGGCCUAUCAACCCAUCACUUGGAUUCACACUGGGCGCACUUACCAGCGUCAGCCAGGAUACCAAUGAUGUUGUAGACUUGAGCAAGUCCACUAUCUUGUUCACUGCCGAUCAGCUUGCGAAGGCUCUUCACCGGCUACAAGCACUGCUUCUAUCACACCCAAAUCCCAGCCUUUCCAAACGACUUCUUCACAGUGUCAUACUCCCACUGUGGGCUCUUGGCUCCUGGCCCUACCCUCCACCGCAAUGUCUCGAGAAAUAUUGCCAGCCAGCACAGAAUCUGCUCAAGAUAUAUCUCAAGAUCACUGCUGGGUCACAAGGCUUCCAGACCUUGCUUUCAGAUCUCCUCUAUAACGGCAACAGUGACCAGCAUAUGCGGUGGAAAUAUGAGUCAACAAAAACAGGCGAGAUCUCGGUGGUCGAGCCCAGAGCGUUUAUUGAGGAUGUAUCUGCUCAGAUUGCUUGGGACACCAUCGAUUCGAAGGUCGAUAGCCUGAUCGAUCUCAUCAAAUCUAUCUGCUCUGAAGGAGACAUCGCGUCUAUCUUCUCGAACCUGUUCGCUAGCUGGUUUGCAUCAAAUAGCGACAGCAGUGAUAUAACGACUUCGAAGGAGGCCGGCGCCGAUCGAUUAGACCCGUUCACUUCGAUUAUUCAAGUGAAGGUCCUGCAGCAGAUGAUGAACGAAUUUCCUUCUCAAAUCUCAUCUCGCUCCGACUCACUCCUGACAUUGAUCGAGCCAAUUUUGAGCAAGGGCGCUGACUCAAUGGAUGAUGAAACGAUCCCGGUGGCUCUCAGUCUUGUCAACACGAUCAUCACCGCACCCUCCUUCCAAAAGUCAAGAAUGCCCACAGAUGUGAUUCAGUCUAUUGAGUCAUCGCUAGAGCAUCUAGGUAGUGCUCAGUUAGGAGACAGUUCUUUGACAGCCCGGAACCUUUCGUUGCUCAUGAGGUAUCGGGGCGAGCUAGACGACCCUUCAGAUACGUCGACGGCUCCCACGCAGCGCCAAGUGGACGACCGCAAGACGUACGACUUGGCUCUGUCAUACAUCACUCAAGCAGAUUCACCUCCGCCUGUCAGAGCAGAGGGACUCAAUCUCCUGCAAACACUUAUCACCCAAAACAGCCCCACGCUGGAUAUACCCGCCACCUUGGUCCUUAUGUCGUCACUACUGCAGGACGAUGAGGACUACAUCCAUCUCAAGGUCAUAAAGAUCUUUACCCAGCUUGCUAACAAGCAUCCAAAGACCGUCACCAAGGAAUUGUUGGAGCGCUAUACCGACAGCAAUGAAAUAGCAUCAAUCGACACUCGCCUCAGAUUCGGUGAAGCCCUGCUACAAGUCGUCGAGCGCCUGGGUGAGACUUUCACGGGCGAAACGGCUCGACAGGUCGCCGAAUCUCUCCUAUCAACGGCCGGCCGACGUGGGUACAGGCCCAAGACGGAAGAGAAGCAAAAGAAGGACGAGCGGCUCCGUCAGAUGAAACAGAAGCGGGCUGAACAAGAGUGGGGCGGACAGGUACCCGACCUCGCUGACGACGAGACAGAGGAAGAACAGGCGAACAAAGAACUACUCACCCAGAUCGUGGGUGGUUGGGAUAGCAAGCACGGGAGUGAAGACAUUCGGAUCCGUGCUUCAGCAUUAUCCAUCUUCGCUAUCGGUAUUGAAACCAAUCUCGCUGGCCUGGGCCCAUCACUGGUCACUGCUGGCGUUGACCUCUCAGUCAAUGUUUUAACAAUGGAACCGGGUGCGGAAGCUGGCAUUCUGCGGCGGUCAGCCGUGUUGGUGAUACUAAGCUUUGUCCGGGCCCUCAAGAACGCCAAGGAUGCUGGGCGCAGGCUAGGCUUCGGCCUCACGCAAGAUAGUCAGGAAGACAUCAAAAGGGUGCUGAAGUACAUAAGCGAAACGGACAACGACGGGCUGGUCAGACAGCAUGCCAGAGACGUUGUGGAGAGCUUGGUCAACUGGACCCUUGGGUCGCUCGUCUCUGAGACUAGGGCGCCAGAUUCGACUCUUUCCAGACUAGCUGGUUUGAGUGUUCAGCCUGGAGAGACGACAGUCUCCAGCGGAACAUCGUUGAGGCCGAGAAUCCAGGAGCUUGAUUAGUAUCGUGUUGUUGCUUGUGCAAAAGGUGUGGAAGAGGCGGGAAAUGAGUUCUGCGGAUUUAUCGCUCAAUCUCGUUGAAUUUACUCCUGUCACAUUCACUCCUGUCAAAUCUACUUCUGCCAAAUCCAC